UGCUGCUGCUGCUAUAGGUGAAUUCUUGUUAUAGAAGUUAUAGAGAGCUCUUAUUUAUUUGACAGGCUGCCAACCGAUAAAAGGUUAAAGAGGGUGUAUAUAAAAAAGAACUUAAAACUUAUCAGGUCAAGUAGCUCCAGAAUGUGCCUAUCAGCAUUUUCCAUUUCUUUUUGAGUCAUUGGUUUUAAGAGUAUCUGUCCAUCCAGCAUUUCAGCUGUGAUUCUUGUAGUUAAUUAUUAAAUGAGAGGUUUGUCCCUGUAAUUCAUGGAAGGCAUUGCGUUCCAUUAAAAACUGCAGUGUAUAUAGCUAAACAUUCAUUUUGGGGACAUUUCUCUUCUGUGUGAUAAAACUGUCCUGUCAUUUCAUAUUUUUCUUUGUAAACCACUGAGAGUUGUGUGAUUGUAGCAGUGGUUUAAAAAUCAAAUAAAUAUUUUAUAAAUGUAAUUUGUGCUAGUGUUUUUGCUAGGCCAGCUAGGUGACAGUACUUACAGUAGCUGACCUUGGCUGAGCUCAGAAAGCUAAGCAGAAUUAGAUUUUAUGAGCAUUUGGAUGGGAGACCACCAGGAAACAUUGGCUAGACCAGCAAAUAACUAAUGAGGGUAAAAGAUCCAUCAAAGGUUGCCCAUGAUAAAAAUAAGAGACAAAAAAAGUCAAAUCAGCAUCAGGAUGAAGAUUCUUCAGAUGAUAUUACAGGACUGACAUGCCAGCAUGUGAGCCAGGCAGUUGAUGUCCAUCAUGUGAAGCGGGCAGUAGCUCAAAAUGUCUGGUCAAUAUGUUCAGAGUGCUUAAAGGAAAGAAGAAUAUACAAUGGUGAGCCAGUAAUGCCUUCUGAUAUAUGGCUCUGUCUCAGAUGUGGCAUUCAGGGCUGUGGUCAAAAUUCAGAAGGCCAGCAUUCUCUAAAGCAUUUCCAAACUGCCCGGGCAGAAUCUCAUUGCAUUGUAAUCAAUCUUAGCACAUGGAUCAUAUGGUGUUAUGAAUGUAAUGAGGAGCUCUCAACACACUGUAACAAAAAGGCUUUGACACGGAUUGUUGACUUCCUCCAAAGGCACGUUACUAGAAAUGAAUCAAGUUCAUCAUCAAAAAUUAUAUGGCUACAUGAAGAAAACAAUGAAGCAAAUGACAUAUUAAGGGGGAAAGGCCUCAGUUCCAGCUGGGCAUCUGUUCCUGUUAAAGGCAUUAAUAACUUAGGGAACACAUGCUUCUUUAAUGCUGUUAUGCAGAACUUGGCACAGACACACAUGUUAAAUGAACUAAUGUGCGAAAUGAAAGAAAAGGGGACAAAGCUAAAAAUAGCUCAAAGCCCAGCAUCUCAACUGGAUCCAUUGGUAGUGAAUCUUUCCAGCCCUGGAUCUCUGACUUCAGCUAUGCUCCUGUUCCUUCAUAGCAUGAAAGAUGCUGGGAAAGGUCCUCUUUCUCCUAAAAUUUUGUUCAACCAGCUCUGUCAGAAGGCCCCUCGGUUUAAGGGAUUUCAACAACAGGACAGCCAGGAGGUCCUCCACUACUUGUUGGAUGCAAUGAGAAUAGAAGAAACAAAGCGCAUACAAGCUGCAAUCUUAAAAGCAUUUAAUAAUCCAACAACUAAAACAGCAGAUGAAGAAACCAAACGAAAAGUCAAAGCAUAUGGAAGAGAGGGUGUGAAGAUGAACUUCAUAGAUAGGAUUUUUGUGGGUGAAUUGACCAGCACUAUCAUGUGUGAGGAAUGUGAAAAUAUUUCCACAGUAAAGGAACCCUUCAUUGAUCUUUCACUUCCAAUAAUAGAAGAGAGGAUUUCAAAACCUGUUUCUUUUGGAAGGACAAGCAAAGGUAAACAAAUACAAGAAGCAGAUAUUGAUCGAUUCAGCUGUUCUUCUAUUACUGCUCUGACUAAUCAGCAAUCAAAGCUGUCUAGAAAAUGUUCAUUAACAAAGGACAAGAACCAAGUAAACCAUGAAAGAAGACUUGCCAAUAAAUCUUCUGGUGAAGAAGAAUCAAGCCCGUUCAUUCUGCCCGGAAAAAUCAGGAACUCUAAAAUGGAGGACAGAUCCAUUGCUUCAUGCGCAAGAGACAGCAGUGCCAUUUCGGAGUCUCCGGCAAAUGGAAGUCAGACUGAAGGCAGUGAGAAAGAAGCCAGCCGUUCUGAAAGCAGCAUCGAUGCCGAUAGCGAGGCCUCUGAAAGUGAAAGUGCUUCUAGGCAAAUUACGGCCAGCAAAGCCUGCACCACACCGGGUUUGUGCACCCGUGGACACAAACACUUCCCUGCAAGUGCUAAAUUGCAGUACAGCAAAUCAAGCAAUAGCAGUACAGACACACUUACUAGUGCCUUGUCAAAAUUUCACUUUGGAAGCACAGCUGUUGAGAGCGAGGGGCCUCUCCAGACCCUUUCAAGUCUGUCGAAGAACACUGCCUUUUCAACAGAGAUGCAAAACCCUCAAAAUGCUUUCCUGACCCUUUCUCAGAGCUACGUAACUAGUUCUAAGGAAUGUUCAGUUCAGUCAUGCCUCUAUCAGUUUACCUCGGUGGAGCUGCUAAUGGGAAACAACAAGCUCCUUUGUGAAAACUGUACUGAUCAGAAGCACAAACACCAGAAAAAAGCGAAUUCCACAGAUAAGAAGACAGAAGGUGUGUAUACAAAUGCUAGGAAGCAGCUGCUGAUUUCUUUGGUUCCUGCUGUUCUCAUCCUCCAUCUGAAAAGAUUUCAUCAGGCUGGCAUGAGUCUAAGGAAAGUAAACCGACAUGUAGAUUUCCCACUCAUUUUGGACUUGGCUCCAUUUUGUUCUGCCUUUUGCAAGAAUGUGACAGAUGGUGGGAAGGUUCUCUAUGCGCUUUAUGGAAUAGUGGAACACAAUGGUUCAAUGCGAGGAGGUCAUUAUGCAGCAUAUGUAAAAAUCCGAACAUCAUCCAAAAAACAUUUAGAGCACAAUUCUAGUAAUAAAAAUGUUCAAGGUUUAAAAGAAUCUCCAGGAUCACCUGCAGGACAGUGGGUAUAUGUCAGUGACACCUAUGUACAAGCAGUCCCAGAAUCAAGAGUAUUAAAUUCACAAGCCUAUUUGCUUUUCUAUGAAAGAAUUCUGUAGCCCCGCUCAGUGUGGAAAACAGGGAAGCAAUGGGUGUUAUUUACAUUUAUUUAAGUGCAGCAGAAAAUUACAGUAUAUGUAAAUGUUGCGCCUUUAUCUGUUCUUGUUCUCCAGUAGAAAAUAUACCCUGGUUUUGGACUCCACAAACCAUGGCUUGGAUGCUGAAAAGCCCAUGCAUGUAUUGUUUUCUCUCUUUCUUUCAUAUAUAAAAAAUAUAGCAGGGUGGCUAGCAUUUCUGUUCAGUUGCUGUUUCAGAAGAAUCCAUAGCUUCAUAUGCUUUUAUGAAGAGGUGAGGACAUAGACUCCACUGAAAUGGAAAUCAAAAAAAAUUGCAUGUGUGAAUGGAAGGAGGGGUGUGUGUAUGUGUGUGUGCAUGCGCGAGCAUGUAUUUCUGAAUCCAAGCAGACAUUGGUUCUGAACUCCUAAACUGUAGUGUGAAAUAAUGAAUUCUGAAACAGAAUAGUGAUGUUUCAAAAUGGGUUAGCUAAAAUCUGUGCUUUUUAAAAAGUUAAUUGCAGAAACAAUUUUGAUAAGACCAAACACCUGAUUUUUCCUUAGUGAAGAAAGACUGCUUAUGGGCACCAAAGCAUGCUUUUGUAAAAUAUUUGGCACUUGAAUAUUCUUGAAAGCAGUAAUUCUUAUAAAUGUAACAUGUUCCAUAAAUGGGAAGUAGUGAUUUCAGGAAACAAAAAGGUCAUUCUACAAAACUAGGAAACUAUAUUGUAUGUCCUAAAAGGAAUGUGUGAGUGCACCCAGACCUGAUUUCACUCCGGUGUGCUUCUCUCUAUUUGAAUAUGCCUUGAAAUCUGAUGAGGUUACAUGUGGAAACUUUAUCAGAAAGCAGACAUUCUUCUUAUAAUGUGCUGGCUUUCAAAUUUAGUGAACCCCAAAUCACCUCUGAGUCCUCCAUACUUGCACUGUGAAGCUGGAGCAAGCCAUACUUUUUCAGAACAGUUGAAUAUUCUCCAUAUAAAUAUAUUGGCAAAUAAAUUCAUGCUUUCUAGUGAAGAGGUUACUUUCUCUGACAUUGAAAGACAAUAUCAUGCAGAACAAGUCUCAGAGGUACAAGUAUGUGUAUGUGUGUGUGUAUGUGUGUGUGUGUGUAUAUAUAUAUAUAUAUAUACACACAUACUUACAUACACACUUUUAUUUAAUGCACGCUAUAGUGGCCCUGUUUCUGCAGUAGUCUUAAAUAGGUUCAAGGAGGGAGUUAAUAAACUAUGGAACUACAGCGAGGAAAAGUUAAAUUAACACACCCAAUCAUAUUGUGGGAAUAUCUAGAGACAGUUGGUUGACCUGUCUACUUAAUCCUUCAAGAAAAAGUGCAGAAGACAAAGAGUAAAUAAAAUCGCAACCGUCUCAAUGACAGAACUGCAGUGUUCAAACCAGCCUAACCAAUGGGGAAGGGGCUAGUGAUACAAUGACAGUUUUCUAGUACUCCUGUAGUUCUUGGAGAAAGUAUAUGAGACUGUAUUCUGCAAAUGGUUUUUUGUGACCUGGUUAAGGUGAUUGGGUUUUGCCAGAACUACCAUUUGACUGGGUUAGAGAAUGACUGGGUAAAGUACAUGGAAACAGGACAGUUGAAUUAAAUACCACAUAACUUCAAAGAAAGCUACAUCUUCCUAAAAGAUUUUUGUCUUUUACCUUACGUACAUUGAUGUAUUUGAGUGGUUUUCUAUUAAAAAUAGCUAUUGGAGUAUCCAGCUGUAUGUGAUUAAGGUGACUUAAAUAGAAUCAGCUCUCAGGUCUUCGUUGUGAUUAUCAAUACAUUGUUUUAUUUUUAUAUAUUAAAGAACUGUACAAUUAGCUUCCCA
Messenger RNA from Candoia aspera, 4867 nucleotides. RefSeq names its product ubiquitin specific peptidase 45 (gene USP45). The transcript has 18 exons. The record is from RefSeq and is a predicted model, not a curated record. Gene Ontology annotation, biological process: protein deubiquitination. Gene Ontology annotation, molecular function: cysteine-type deubiquitinase activity; zinc ion binding. Bases 594 to 3053 code for a protein of 819 amino acids. Lineage: Eukaryota; Metazoa; Chordata; Lepidosauria; Squamata; Candoiidae.